Fukomys damarensis (Damara mole-rat) is the source of this 907-nucleotide messenger RNA. It is a transcript of the gene Taf10, whose product is annotated as TATA-box binding protein associated factor 10. Bases 1 to 678 code for a protein of 225 amino acids. Gene Ontology annotation, molecular function: RNA polymerase II general transcription initiation factor activity; promoter-specific chromatin binding. Gene Ontology annotation, biological process: transcription initiation at RNA polymerase II promoter. Gene Ontology annotation, cellular component: nucleus; transcription factor TFIID complex; SAGA complex. The transcript is spliced from 5 exons. Lineage: Eukaryota; Metazoa; Chordata; Mammalia; Rodentia; Bathyergidae. The record is from RefSeq and is a predicted model, not a curated record.
AUGAAAGGUCCCAGGCCCGCAGAGGAGCGCUGGACACACAGCUCCGUAAGUGGCAAACCACCUUGGAGCACUGCACGGAGAAGGGUGGGAGAGCGGCCUGAGGUCGGCUCCCAGAGCUUCGUCUCCGCCCCGCAGCCUACUCCACCUAACCCGCCCACCGGCUCCGGUUGGCGGCUGGAAGAGCAGGAGGGAGCGAACACUGACGGGAGGGGCGGGUCAGGAGCGUGCGACGUCACCGCGGGGCGUGCUUCAGCUCCGGUGUCGGCGGGCGGUGCUGCACCCCCAGAGGGGGCGAUGUCUAACGGAGUCUACGUACUACCGAGUGCGGCCAACGGAGACGUGCAGCCCGUGGUGUCCAGCACGCCUCUGGUGGACUUCUUAAUGCAGUUGGAGGAUUAUACGCCUACGAUACCAGAUGCGGUGACUGGUUACUAUCUAAACCGUGCUGGCUUUGAAGCCUCAGACCCACGCAUAAUUCGGCUCAUCUCCCUGGCUGCCCAGAAAUUCAUCUCAGAUAUUGCCAAUGAUGCCCUACAGCACUGCAAAAUGAAGGGCACAGCCUCAGGCAGCUCCCGGAGCAAGAGCAAGGACCGCAAGUAUACUCUAACCAUGGAGGACUUGACUCCUGCCCUCAGCGAGUAUGGCAUCAAUGUGAAGAAGCCACACUAUUUCACCUGAGCCACCCAACCCAGAUGUACUUGUCUGUCCCCUUGUCCCCACACCAGCCUGUUUUCAUAAUAAACUUUAUUGUGACAGGCAGGGCUGAUCCCUCCCAUGCUGGGAGACACCUGUGGCAAGUGACAAAGCUCUGAAGCCAAGCCCUUUCGGGGUCACAGAGGCUGGGAAGGGGGCAGGGGAUGGGCCCCACAGCUGGGGUAGUACCAUGACUGGAGGCAGGGGAGGCAGC